GAAGAUCAAUAAACAAUACUACCAAGAAGUAAACACUAGAGCUUAUCGUGUGUAAUUGUGUAAUAUAAUAUACAUAGACAAUGUUCAUAGUUAGUGCACUUAACAAAGCAUGGUCCUAGUUCUGUCUUACUCAGAUUGCCACCUUCAAGAAGCCUGCUUUUCUCAGUGGAUCAACACGUCAAACAACACUUUACCAAGCCAAGGCAGGUGGACACUACAACAGCCAAGUGUAAUCCCAAUUCCCACACUUUGUUGCUGGUAACCUCUUCUUUUUGUUUUCUUCUUCUUCUAUAUGUAAAAGGGCCACAACAGAAGGAGAUAGAGUGAUCAUAGAAAAAUAAAAUAUAGAACACUAUUAGGAAGUGCAGAAAUGGAUGAAGAAAGACGAGGGCUUGUGAAAAAGCGAAGUCCAGCUGGAAACAAACUGCCGCUAACGGUGGAUGAAGUAGUGGAGGAAUAUGUGGGAUCAUUUGGAUUCUCACAGCUUCUACAGGUUUUCUUGGUGUCACUGGCUUGGAUAUUUGAUGCCCACAGCACUCUUGUCACCAUUUUCACUGAUGCACAGCCGGAGUCGUGGCGCUGCAUUGCCCCGCAGUGUGGUGGUACUGGCGGGCAGAGUGGUGGAGUUGGUGCUGAUGCUUCUGUUUGUCGGUUGAAGCCAGGGACCUGGGAGUGGAGUGAUGGUAAUGCAAGCUCCAUAAUUGCUGAAUGGGGGCUGGUUUGUGACCGCAGAUUUCUUGCUGCUCUCCCAGCAUCAGUCUACUUUCUUGGUUCCCUUAUAGGCUCCGCAGUUUUUGGUUGCCUGGCUGAUGCAUUCUUGGGAAGGAAAAGAUCAGUGCUUAUUUCAUGUCUUCUAACUUCUGCUACUAUCUUCCUCACUUCGCUCUCCCCCAAUAUAUGGAUUUAUGCUCUUCUCCGUUUUGCUAAUGGAUUUUCCCGGGCGGGCAUUGGCAUAUGCUGCCUUGUCCUCUCCACAGAAGCCGUUGGCCGGAAAUGGCGUGGCCAAGUAGGCCAAUAUGGGUUUUUCUUCUUUGCAGCAGGGUUCCUUUCAAUUCCCUUGAUUGCUUAUCCAACCAGAACUUGCUGGAGAAACUUGUACAAGAUUAUCUCAUUUAUCCCUCUUGUUUACUCAAUCUUUAUACUUCUACCCUUUGUAUCAGAGUCCCCAAGGUGGCUUCUUCGCAGAGGUCGAAGUGAGGAAGCUCUUGAAGUGUUGAAAAGAUAUGCAAGAAUCAAUGGGAAGGAAUUGCCUCUAAAUAUCUCUCUCCUAGAACCAUCUGGCAAUGAGAAAAACUUGGCUGCAGGUGAAGGAGAAAAUAACACCUCCACCAUUGAGAAACUGUGGAAUACUAGAUGGGCUGCCAAGAGGAUGUCCAUGGUCAUGCUCACAGGUUUUGGGAUUGGUUUCGUGUAUUAUGGGGUUCAACUCAAUGUUGAGAACCUCAACUUCAACCUCUAUUUCGCCGUUGCCAUAAAUGCAAUGAUGGAGAUUCCAGCCGUUUUCAUAGGCAGCGUGCUGUUGAGCUUCAUGAAUCGUCGCCUGCUCUUCUCCUCAUCAGCAGUUCUCGCCGGGAUUUCUUGCAUCUCCUGCAUUAUUUUUUCAAGCACAGAAGACAAGAAUGUGGAUAAAUUGUCAAUGACAGAAAGAGGGAGCUUGCCUCAGCUGAUGAUCGAGGCACUCGGUUUUAUGGCUGUUUCAACUGCAUUUGAUGUGUUGUACAUCUACUGUGUGGAACUUUUCCCAACAAAUGUCAGAAACUUUGCUGUUUCUAUGCUGCGGCAGACACUGAUGUUGGGGGCUUCAGUUUCUUCUCUGGUGGUUGUGUUUGGGAGAUUGAGUCCAUCUGUUUCUUUCCUUGUAUUUGGGGUGCUAUCCAUUGUCAGUGGAUUCUUCAGCAUGUGGCUGCCUGAAACCAGGAAUUUUCCUCUCUAUGAAACCUUGGAGCAACAAGAAGAGGAAGAAAGAUUGGACUGUGGGCGUGGAGAGUCUGGAGAAUUGGGGAGGGACCUUGACAAGAAGGUAGAAUUGAAAAUGUAUGAUUAAAAACUGUAGGAACUCCUUGAAGAAAUGCCAAAUAUUAGUCUAUGUUCUUGACUAAAUUUGUACUAGUUCCAAAAUUUUGGCCUAUUCUCCUAAAGUGGAUAACAAAUACUGAAA
Sesamum indicum (sesame) is the source of this 2158-nucleotide messenger RNA. RefSeq names its product organic cation/carnitine transporter1 (gene OCT1). Gene Ontology annotation, molecular function: transmembrane transporter activity. The record is from RefSeq and is a predicted model, not a curated record. Lineage: Eukaryota; Viridiplantae; Streptophyta; Magnoliopsida; Lamiales; Pedaliaceae. Gene Ontology annotation, cellular component: membrane. Gene Ontology annotation, biological process: transmembrane transport.